Mytilus trossulus (common blue mussel) is the source of this 5338-nucleotide messenger RNA. RefSeq names its product serine-rich adhesin for platelets-like. The transcript is spliced from 13 exons. The record is from RefSeq and is a predicted model, not a curated record. Bases 189 to 2276 code for a protein of 695 amino acids. Lineage: Eukaryota; Metazoa; Mollusca; Bivalvia; Mytilida; Mytilidae.
CUUACACGUAAUUACCCAACGAACAUUAAAUCUCAGGUAUAGUGGUCACACCCUCGAUGUAUAUUAAGUCUUAAAUUUUUCCGGGUGAUAUAUUAAUAGAGGUGCAAUAAAAGGCAAUAAAUGGGGCUGUAAUCAAUUUGGGAUUUCACAACUAGACAGGACAUUGAAAGUGUGAUAAGAUUCAAAUCAUGGCGAGACUGGACGUACCGUUAGUUUUUUGUGGCUAUAUAUUUUAUACAGUGUUACUUUUACUUCAUCUCACUUCAUUGACAGUAUCUCAGUCUACCACAGAUAGCAAUUCCAUCACUACCAUUGCGCCAACUACUGUGAACAAUAGUUUGUCUGUCACUGAAACAGCCGCAACAGAAUUGUUUUCAUCAAAUCUAUCAUCUUCUAUUUCAUCUAACAACACAUAUGAAACUGUUUCGCCUUCGUCAUCAUCCAUCAGUACAACAUCAAAUCCAAGUAUCGGUAUACCGUUAGAUUCAAGUAUCGAUAUGUCGUCAUACAUAUCCUCUUCUAGUUCGAUGGAUGUAAUGGAAUCCUCAAACAAUUCAAUUGAGACAAUGACUUUAUCGGAUUAUCCAAUGGAAUCAAGUACCCUUAACAUACAAUCAUCGAGUGACAUUGUUACAGUAACAAGUACAAGUGUAAAUAAUUCGAAUUCAAAUAAUCAAAUUAGUUCAAGUCAAACUACUUCAGGUUCUACACCUGCGAUGUCGAUAGCACAGACAACAGACAUUUUAGAAACAAAUAGCCCGAUGAUAUCUACAGGACUUAAUCCAAUGACAAGUAUAGAUUCAUCCCCAUCGUCAAUAGAAACUAUCGAAUCGUCUGAACCAAUCGAUUUAGAAUCGUCAGUAUCGGAAUACCGCACAUCAUCCGACAUUGAAGUAACAUCGUCAAUAUUAGCCACAGAAAAUCCAUCUUUGACAUCAGUCGGUACUGAAAUGACAUCAACACCCAUUGAUGAUGCUUCAUCGUCAGUAUUUAUAAAUUCAAUGGUAUCGGACAUGCCAAGCAGUUCGGAAACACCAGUAUCGUCAGAUAUUCAAAGUGCUUCCAGAAGUGUUUCUUCCCUUGGUAUUGUACCAUCGUCAACAGUUACCCAAACCACUAGUAGUUCGUACAUUCAAGUAUCGAGUUCAGUUUUACCGAUGACGACGACGACGACGACGACGACGACGACAACAACAACGACAACGACGACAAAGCCACCUCCAACAACAACUUUAGCAGACGAUAUUGAAUCAUCAAUAGAUGGAAAUACUUUAUUCAAUAUAAGGACUAAUUUGAAUAUCAACAGCAGUAGUUGUGAGAACUAUAGAGUUGACGAGGCGCUAAGGAACUUUAUACAAAAGGAGGUACUUAAAGGCGUAGAGGCUGUGCGAAAGGUUGUUGUAAUUAAGAAUGGGUGUAUAAACGUUAGAAGAAGAAAACGUGCAGUCGAUGGUUACCUGCUGUCACAGUUUGAUAUUGGUGUCGAUGCCAAUGCCGCCAUAGCCGAUCCCGUUACAGUAGCAAAUAAGAUUGCAGGCGCUUUAAAAAAUAAUGAAAACAUUAGUUUUACCGAGGCUGGCACUUUUAAUGAAACAGUUCUAAAUACAUUUAACAAUGUAUGCAAAUCUGAUAUUUGUGAUAAAUAUUAUGGAUACUCUUGUCAACAAAUGAAUACAACAGAAGCCAAGUGCACAAGUAGAUGUAAAGAUGUAACCUGUUCUAACCACGGAACCUGCAGUACCAUAGUCACAGAUAGUAACGUUUUUGGACAUCAUUGUUCGUGUCAAAGUGAAGAAUAUUAUAAAUAUGAAGGAGACAACUGCGAAGACAAAAGAAUGAAAUGGGAAUUAGCUGUUGCCAUAGCAGCUGGAUCAGGGGGAGCAGUUAUUUUAAUCUUAGUUUUUGUUCUAAUAAUUUGCUGUUGCUGUAAAAAUAAAGGAGACAAGUAUGGAUAUGAUAGAAGACACAGUUAUGAACCAAUGUCAGAUGUUAUAGGAAGAUCUGGACCUGCGUAUUAUAGAAAUGACACUAAAAAUCAACAACCGGUGAGUGGGUUUACAAAUUUAGGUUAUGAUGAUGAUAAAUAUAGCGACUAUAGUGAUCCAAGUCAAACAAGACCCCCAAACGGACAAUCCUGGAAUCCUGAGGAUAGCAAAGACACAUAUGCCAAAAUAACUGAACAGUUAGACCAAGAAAAACGUUUUGAGAUAAAAAGACCACAAGUAUCUGGAAGUAUACGACAGAAUUCAAGCGCGGAGGCAACAACAGGAUUUUAAAAAACAACAGAAGCCAUAACAUGGAGAGAACAAUAUUCUUAAUUAUAGUAUUGGUUAUUAGAUGUGUUUAAACUAUUUGGUCUUCCGUCAUAAUGAUCAUACUUUGUAGUUUCCUAUAGAUUGAAGUUUUUAUGCCCCACCUACGAUAGUAGAGGGGCAUUAUGUUUUCUGGUCUGUGCGUCCGUUUGUCCGUUCGUCCUUUUAUCUGUCUGUCCCGCUUCAUGUCAAAGUUUUUGGUCAAGGUAGUUUUUGAUGAAGUUGAAAUCCAAUCAACUUGAAACUUAGUACACAUGUUCCCUAUGAUAUUAUAUUUCCAAUUUUAAUGCCAAAAUUAGAGUUGUUACCCUAAUUUCACAGUCCACUGAACAUAGAAAAUGGUACUGCGAGUGGGGCAUCCGUGUACUGUGAACACAUACUUGUUUUUAUAUAUUCAAAAUGCAAUAACGAGAACAACGUUUGUUAUAUAUCUCUGAAUGAUCUGAUAUUAUAUAUGCUUAAUUUGUCCAUUCAUGUUGUUAAAAUUUUCAUCGUUUGUUUAGUUGGUCUUGUUUUUGAUAUUGUUUGUUUUAUUUUUACAUCCUUAUAUAUGUGUCUAAUAGCAAUUUACAAACAAAAUGGCAAUAGAUAUCUUUAGAGCUCGAUGCAUUUCUGUCAAAAUUUCUGGUUUAAAUGAACAUCAUUCGUCCGUUUAGGGGCAUCGUCACUGCCAUUUCCAUGUUGAGCUUUUGGCUGGAAAACUAUGAUGCUAUAUUACACAAAUUAAUCGACGAAUUAAAUUCUCAUAAUUGACAAUAAGCCCAGCUGAAAUUAGGAAAUUGUGAUAAAGAACUUACCGAACAAACAUUAUUUUAUAGUUCAUCCUGCACAAUGACGAUCACAAAGAUGCUUAAUGAACGUUAAUAGUGUAGGGAUACAGGUGAUCCCCUCUAUCUGGUAAAUGACGUCAUAAAGGCGCGCAUAGUUGACGAGGGUUUAUUUUCUGGUAAAAGACAAACUCGAAAGUGGUCUAUUGUAGGAACACAUAUUCUUAAAAGGCUUUGGGAUAUAUUUUGGAUACUGAUGAUUUUUUAUGGAUGAAGAACUCUUGCAACCUAAUUUAAAUAUCGAAAAAAGUAUACAUUAAACAUUUAAGUGUCAAGAUAUACGGCCAAUUAAACAAUUCUGAAGUAGGACUUGACAUGUAUAAUAUAAACAAUAGAACUUAUCAUGGUUGAAGAAAACUUAAAGUCAUCGAAUCCAUUGUGGGUAUUUGGAAACAUAUCAACAGUUAAAGAUACUGGAAGGUUAUGAAAACACAACUUUAAGCUUAAGGCUACUCUGCACCUAAUCGGAUUCCUUUGUGUAGUCAAUAUUCAUGUCUACCUGGAUAGUAUUGAGCUAAGCUAAUGACUGUCAUUGAAUCUUAACAUAAUGUUGAGAGUUCAUUCAUCAUCACUAUAUAUGAUAUUUCAAUAUUGAAACUAUAUUCACUCAUGGAAAUCUCUUAUUUACAUUUUUAUCAUUUGUCUGUUGUGUUAUAAUAAUUUGUUUUGCUUUGUAUAUUGUUAUAUUUAUUAUUGCGAACAAAGUCCUUCUAAUCAUAUUCCCCCAAGUGUAAUUUAUUUUUGAUUAUCAUAUUCGGAUGGACUUUGAAUACUUCUUUAUAUUUUUAGAUGUAAACUUAUCUUGUAUUACAUAUCAUUUGCACAUAUCAAACAUUUGAUAACGGAAUAAAUGUCUGGCUCACUGUAAUCUUGAUAUUUAUGAUGAGUUAAUUUAUCAUUAUGAGUUUUUCUAUUGUUGUAUACCCUUGUAAAGAAAUUUUUCUCCUAUUUAAAAUACAAGUUUUAUAGACUGUGGCAUGGGGAAGAGACACCUGUCGGGGAUCAACUUAUUUAUAUACUGUUUAAAUUUUUUAAAUAUUGUAGCUUACCUUUUAACUAGUAGAUGGACAAAUUGUUUCUUAAAAUCAAGCUAACAAAAAAAACCGUUGUUAUAAUAAUUAAACCAACAGAGUUAUAAAAUAUAGAAAAAUGAUCCUUGAAUUGUCUUUGAUAUUCUUAUUACAACACCCCCCCCCCCCCAGGCCAAUGUAAUUAUGACAUGUACGAAAGUAUAUCAAGAAAGGCACUUCUGACGCAAGUAAUGUUAAAGUUUUAAUUUCAUUGAAACCUCAAAUCAUGUUUUAUCCAAUGUUUAAUUUUAAGUGGUACACACUGCACACACAACACUGUGAGUAUGUCACAAGUAGUACUUUCUCUCGAUCAAUGUCUGCAACGGAUAGUAACCAACCUAGUACUCAACACUUUUGUGUUGACAUGAAUUUUCAUUGACAUGUUCAUUUUCUAUAAAUUAGCUGUUUAUAAAAUGGUGAUUUAUUCGAAACACUUAUGUUUUUCAACCCUAAGGCAUAGAUACCCUUAACUACAUUUUGCAAAACUUUUCGAAAUUCUAGGAUAUUAAUGCUUUUUAGUUUUGUAUAAAACUGGCUUGCAAACCAUUUUAAUCCGAGUGCCACUAAAGAGACGAAACGUGCUUCUGUCGUAUCAAAUUGUAAACCUUGUAUAUUUGAUUACAUUUUCUAAAUUUCUAUGAAUUAUUUAGUAGAACCCUGUAGUUGUUAAAUAUGUAAACUUUUAUUUCAUUGACAUCACUUUCAUUUUAUAUUCAUGUUUUUACGAAAACGUUCAACUUUAUUUCAAUAGGUUUUAAAAUAAAUGCUGAAUUAAAACAUCUUGACAUUACUUAUAUCACGGCAUUGUUUUCUUCAUGAACUUCUACACAUUUACUUUUUUUUUCUAUAGAUUUUUAUUUAUACAUAUUGAUAAGCAUUCACAGAGAUACGCUGAAUCUAAUUCAUGUACAGGUAGUUAUAUUCCUAUUACAUCAAUGUGCAGAAUUAUACCGAAGAAUGACUCUUUCUCUUAUGUCCAUCAUGAUGCUAGUUUACCAAAGUUAUGUAUAAGAAAAGUUUUUCAUUUGUUGUUAAUUUAUCUGAUACAUUGAUUUAUAUUUUAAAUACAAAAACUUAUCUGAAAUGGAAAAAUCAAGAAUGUUAAUUGUACAAUAAAUUAUGUUUUAUA